CCAAAGAAUUGGCAGGGCGGGGUGGGUCCGGGCAUGAAGCUGGAGCGGGCCGUGCUGGGCCUGCUCCUCCUGGCGCCGUUGGCGGUGCGGGCGGUGGAGCCCAUCAGCCUGGGGCUGGCCCUGGCCAGCGUCCUCACCGGCUAUAUCUCCUACCCGCGCCUCUACUGCCUCUUUGCAGAGUGCUGCGGCCAGAAGCGAAGCCUCAGCCGGGAAGCGCUACAGAAGGAUCUGGACAACAAGCUCUUUGGACAACAUCUUGUGAAGAAAGUCAUCGUAAAUGCCGUGUUUGGCUUCAUAAGCAACCCAAAACCCAAGAAACCUCUUACCCUCUCUCUACAUGGAUGGACUGGCACCGGCAAAAAUUUUGUUAGCAAAAUCAUCGCAGAGAAUAUUUAUGAGGGUGGUCUGAACAGUGACUAUGUCCACCUGUUUGUGGCCACACUGCACUUUCCACACGCCUCGAACAUUACCCUGUAUAAGGAUCAGUUACAGCUGUGGAUUCGAGGCAAUGUGACUGCCUGUGCACGCUCCGUCUUCAUAUUUGAUGAAAUGGAUAAAAUGCAUGCCGGCCUCAUAGAUGCCAUCAAACCUUUCCUAGACUAUUAUGACCUGGUGGAUGGGGUCUCUUAUCAGAAAGCCAUCUUCAUAUUUCUCAGCAAUGCCGGAGCAGAGAGGAUCACAGACGUGGCUUUAGAUUUCUGGAGAAGUGGAAAGCAGAGGGAAGAAAUCAAGCUCAAAGACAUGGAGCAUGCCUUGUCUGUGUCAGUCUUCAAUAACAAGAAUAGUGGCUUCUGGCACAGCAGCUUAAUUGACCGAAAUCUCAUUGAUUAUUUUGUUCCCUUCCUCCCCCUGGAAUACAAACACCUGAAAAUGUGCAUCCGAGUUGAAAUGCAGUCCCGAGGCUACAAAAUUGACGAGGACAUUGUGACCAGAGUGGCUGAGGAGAUGACAUUUUUCCCCAAAGAGGAGAGAGUUUUCUCUGAUAAAGGCUGCAAAACUGUGUUCACCAAGUUAGAUUACUACUACGAUGACUGAGCCCACAGGAGUCUGCAUCGCAUUGGAGAAGAAUGAACUCAAAACUCACCCCCUUCCCCACUCUUCUCCCUGGAAGAAGAGUCAAAUGCAUGUUUUCUGUUUGACACGACAGGAAUUCUUCUGGGCACUGUUUUCACUCAGCUGAGUGCAGGCCAUCACAACCUUACAGCCACUGACAUAGGAGCCGCCUCCAGAACCUUCAGAGGAGGAAGUAGCCAGCCCCCAGCCACCUCGUACCAGUGCUUAUGAUUUUUUAAAAAUCAUGUUUUAAUUAGUUGUUUCUGUUUCAAGGAAGGACAAGUAAGUUUUACUGAAAAUGCGAUAACUAUUUAAAAUGGUUUUUAACAUUAUGAGAAACUUUUCAGACUCUUAAGUUUUUUGCUUUGUGUUGUUUUUUUAAGUUCCUAUCAUUAUAACAUAUAACGUGAAGUGUCUUUAUUGCAAAAAAGCCCAAGUCCUUGGCAUUUGUUCUGUAGGAUGGCAUUGCUGGGGACAGAGGCUGGAGCAGUGACCACAUCUGUCAUAGGAUGACCACAGACAGCACUGUAAGGGGCAACACAGCGUUUAGAUAAAAGGACAAGUAUGUCAGCGGGGAGAUCAGAACUUCCCAGGGUGUGCGGUCUUGUCACAGAUUAGGUCUUUAUUUUUUUUUUUAAAUAAGAUAGAAGUUUAUUUAUUGCUCAUGUAAAAGUCCACAGCCACAGUUCCCUGACCUCUAGCUUUUUGAGGGAUUUGGUAAACGGGGAGCCCAGCAGGAGCUGAGCAGGAGGGAGGAGAGAGAAGUCGAGGUGUUUAUUCCUCAGCUCGUUCACUGUCAAGCCACCUCCACUCUACCUGAGUCUGUCCUGAGAGUUUGGGUAACCUCUCCCUCCUGGUCCCUGCAGGCCAGGGGAGGUGCAAGCUCUGCUGCUGGCUCUGAACCCCUGUGCUCCCUCUUGUGAUUCCCCUACACCCUGCUCUGUACUUAGUCCUUUUGAAAAUAAACUGCCCAAAUGUGCCUAGAGUGUGCCAUCACAGAUUAGGUCUUAAAUGUCCUUUUCAAGGGUUUUAAUCUUAGUAACAUUUUGAACAGCAGGAAUGAUCCUAGUAACAUUGUGAACAGGUUGACUGAAAGUUGUAAGAACCAGAGUCUCCUUGAAAGAAAAGUAUUUUUUCAGCUUGUCACUUGCCAGUCAUUCAGCUUCUCAAAGGACGGCCCUUCUCUACUUUCCAUUCCUGAAUGAACCAUGUGCUGUCUCUCUACUGGGUUCUAAAUUGUCUGGCGAGUUUUGCUGUAUUUUUAAAAACCUUCCUCUUUUAUCACUGGUUUUUGUUAUGUUAAAUCAGAAACUCUGGGAAAGCUUAGCUGCCCCUCCUGAGCCUGCUGAGAAGUGUUUUUAUUUAUAAAUGCAAAUAGCUAACCACUUUACAAUAAAAUUGUAUUUUGUAAUUUGUGAAUACAUUUUUAAGGGAAAAUAAUAAAGCCCUCCACUGUUAGCCUUGUGUGCUUAAGCUAUGAAUUAAGACAACAGAUGCAGUCCACGUGGGAAUGAGCUAUGAAGUCUGAUGCCAGGGCCCUUUGAGGAGUCUAGGACACCUCUGGUCCCUUGCUUAGCUGUCCGGGGUACUGCACUUAGUUGCAAGGGCCAUGGAAUCCAAGUCUAGAGAUAACCCCAGCUG
Trichechus manatus latirostris (Florida manatee) is the source of this 2694-nucleotide messenger RNA. RefSeq names its product torsin family 1 member A (gene TOR1A). NCBI's taxonomy places the organism in Eukaryota, Metazoa, Chordata, Mammalia, Sirenia, Trichechidae. The coding region runs from base 34 to 1035 and encodes 333 amino acids. Gene Ontology annotation, biological process: protein localization to nucleus; nuclear membrane organization. Gene Ontology annotation, cellular component: endoplasmic reticulum; endoplasmic reticulum lumen; nuclear envelope. Gene Ontology annotation, molecular function: ATP hydrolysis activity; ATP binding; kinesin binding. The transcript has 5 exons. The record is from RefSeq and is a predicted model, not a curated record.